Molecule: messenger RNA, 6351 nt
Organism: Oreochromis niloticus (Nile tilapia)
Lineage: Eukaryota; Metazoa; Chordata; Actinopteri; Cichliformes; Cichlidae
Product: calcitonin gene-related peptide type 1 receptor
Exons: 13
Coding region: 943-2421 (492 amino acids)
Biological process (GO): angiogenesis; cell surface receptor signaling pathway; adenylate cyclase-activating G protein-coupled receptor signaling pathway
Cellular component (GO): plasma membrane
Molecular function (GO): calcitonin gene-related peptide receptor activity; calcitonin receptor activity; adrenomedullin receptor activity
Source: RefSeq, a predicted model, not a curated record
UGUGAAUUGCGGUCUAAGCGCUGUGUCUCUUCCAUGUUUUGUAGGCAAUUUGAGCCGCAGUCACGUCGAAUACAAUUAGCGCAGAGGUGACAGGGCAUUCUGUUGGUUUAUCCAGGACAUUUCAGCUGUAUGUGCACGGAGGGAGCCGGGGAACAUGCACUUAUAGAAUGGCUGAGCCCACUCUGAACGAUGAGCAUCCGUUUGAGCCGCAUUGUCCCUCUGUCACGAGCUGAAUGUGAGAAAUGUCGAGGUGUAGGAAGAAAAUAAAGAAACGGCUUUGUUUGUGCGCUUUGGACACCGUUAGGUCACCAAAACGCGUCGUGCGUGAUUAUUUCUAAUAAAUUUAUAUCUUCGUUCCGUCUAAUGAGACAUUCGCGCUCACCCCUGUCCCGUUUUCAGGUGGUUGUAGGAUCUUUUCACGCGUGCAGAAAUUAUAACACUGUUAGUAAAUGAAUUCAGAGGUUAAAUUUUAAGAUGCAUACAUUCGAUUUGACAUCUAAUUUAUACAUCUACUAAUGACUGAUACCUCAUAGGAAGGGAUGAGACGUAGUCAGACGUUUUUUGUUUUUUGUUUUUUUAACAUUGAUUAAACGGAAUAAGAAGACUCAGCUCCAUUCAGCACCGAGGCUUUGAUGUAAGCGAUGGCCACUGGUUGCUAAAUCAUCUGCAUGGUUACAUAAGGGGCAGAUUUGGACAUGUUGGAAGUUUGUGGGCUGGACAGUGAAAGGGAUGAUGAUGAUGAAUGAUGGUUGUGAUGAUGGUGGUGUGUAGGAGGAGGAUGUGAUGACGAUGGCCACAAUUGGCGGACUAUAUUCUGCUGAGGAAAGAUGCAUUGGAGUCAUUACAAGGGAGGUGACAGAGCAGAGGUAACUCCCAAUCUGAAGCUGAUUGGGUUUUUCACAGCAGAGUUUCUGGAUAUGUUUAAACUCCGUGGGUUUUGCAAUGUCGAGGUUUGCAGUUUGUAAAUCAUCGUCCAGCUCUGAAAUGGCUGACAGGAAGCUGGAUGGCUUUGGACAGAUUUGGAUGGUAGCGCUCAUACUGCUGUGUAAUCCAGCAACGUUUAUGGUGAAGGCAAGCCUGGCGAUCAAUGAAACCCAGCAGCAGUCUUCAACCAGUGUCUACAAUGACAUUACGGUCACCAGGAACAAGAUAGUCACAGCCCAGUUUGAGUGCUAUCAAAAGUUAAUGAAAGAAAAUACCCACAGCAGACAAGAACCUGUGUGCAAUCGCACGUGGGACGGCUGGCUUUGCUGGGAUGACACCAAAGCAGGAGUUACAUCUGAGCAGCACUGCCCGGACUACUUCCAGGAUUUUGAUCCAUCAGAGAUGGUCACAAAGAUUUGCACUGACAGUGGUCAAUGGUUUCUGCAUCCGGAGAGCAACAGGACAUGGACCAACUACACCCGCUGCAAUGAGCACACUGUAGAAGGCAGAAUGACUGCAAUGAACCUUUUCUACCUUGCCCUCAUAGGACAUGGGCUGUCUCUGACUUCCCUCCUCAUCUCCCUAGCAAUUUUUUUCCAUUUCAAGAGUUUGAGCUGUCAAAGGAUCACCCUUCAUAAGAACCUCUUCUUCUCUUUUGUUCUGAACUCUGUGAUCACCAUCAUCUUGCUGAGUGCAGUGGCCAACAACCAGGAGCUCGUGCAGAGGAAUCCAACAAGCUGUAAAGUGUCCCAGUUUAUUCAUCUGUACCUGUUUGGCUGUAAUUACUUCUGGAUGCUGUGUGAGGGGAUAUAUUUGCACACUCUCAUCGUGGUGGCAGUGUUUGCUGAGAAGCAGCAUCUGAUGUGGUACUAUCUCCUAGGAUGGGGCUUUCCUCUUAUCCCAGCCACCAUACACGCCGUCGCUCGGAGCUACUACUACAACGACAACUGCUGGAUUAGCUCGAAAACAUCACUGCUCUACAUCAUCCACGGCCCCAUCUGUGCUGCUCUUUUGGUUAAUUUGUUCUUUCUACUCAACAUUGUGCGAGUUCUCAUCACCAAACUGAAGGUGACCCAUCAAGCAGAAUCAAGUCUCUACAUGAAAGCUGUGAGAGCCACGCUCAUCCUGGUCCCUCUGCUUGGAAUUCAGUACGUCCUGCUUCCCUACAAGCCAGAGGGACGGGUCUCUUCGGAAAUAUAUGACUACAUCAUGCACAUACUAAUGCAUUACCAGGGUCUGCUUGUGGCCACCAUCUUCUGCUUUUUCAAUGGAGAAGUCCAAGCUGUUCUGAGGCGGCACUGGAACCAGUAUCAUAUCCAGUUUGGCAGCAGCAUAGGAAACCACUCGGAUGCCCUGCGCUCAGCAUCCUACACAGCUUCCUCCAUCACCGAGGUACAGGGCUGCUACAGCAUCGACGGUCACUCGGAACACAUGAACGGCAAAGGCUGCCACGACACAGAUGCCUCCAUACUGAAGUCAGACAGCCCCUUCGCCUGACACAAACAGUGCUCUCAGACUCUGUCCAUCCCACCAUCACCCUUAAAAUCUGCCACAUGCUUGGAGCUCGCCAUCCGGGAAAACUGGCCACUUCCCAUAGAUACAUAGAGGAAAACGAGUGAGGGGAAAAAAAGGAUUGUACAUCCGGGCUCUCACGCAUCUGAAGGAAAUUAUAACUUCUUAUCCACACCAACACAGGUCCUUUAACUGUACUGUACAGUGAGCUUGAUACAGCUACUCCUGCGCUGUGCUUUGUCUACAAUUUGCAUCUGAACUGCUUUACUUGGACUACGAUGCUUUCAGAUCUUUCAGCCUGACUAAAUCAUUUUUAAAUCAAUAAUUACUGACUGCUUGAUUAUCCUCCCAGGUUCAUGUUGUGCACAAAAGGCCUUUUGUUACACUGUAAAUUCUUUUGACACGGUUAGUGCCAAACCAAGAAAUCUUGCCUGCCUCAUUUAUUUUUUCAUUAUCAAUAAUGAAUCAGAUAGGACGUCUAACAUGUGCAUAUUGAAGUAUUAAACAUAUCUGUAUCUUUCACAUGUUAAACUUAAUUUAUCAACAUAUUCUUGUUUAUUAAAUGAAAAUGGAUUAAAUAUCAUACAGUAUUUAUGAAAGGUUUAUAUGAUACAUGUUUUUUUUGUUUUUCAAAAUUAAAUACUGAUAUGACUUGCCAGCAGCACAUAAACUUUUCUUUGUUUCAGUGUGCAGUUCAUGUGGGCGAUUUUGGUUCAUGCCACUAGCUCACGUUCUUCAUUUCUAGUCAUGCUGAUGUUUGCACAUGCUCAAGUGAUCCUUACUAACGUGUGCAUCAGUUAGGCCACAUGGUUGCAAUGUUAACACAAUAUUAUCGAAGAGAAGCCACAUUUGAAUGUUGACAGCCAAUGGUGCGUUUGUUUUUUAACUGGAACACCCCCCUCAAAUCUGACUUCCAACUCAAAAGGUUGGAGAAUUCCCACCAACAACGAUUUUACAAUCCAGUAUAGCAGUGCAUGUAAUCUGUAAAGCCACUAUUGUGUAUUUCUGACUUGCUGAAUAAGCCAUAUGCAGAGCAUUGACCACGUUUUAUGUGUGAACAUGCAGCAGCUGUGUUUUUAAGCUUAUAAAAUAAGCAAAGCGCUAUAUUGCUAGUCAUGCAUGAAUGGCUUUACCUUGCGAACGAGCAGAAGCAGCUAGGACGCAUUCGGCUCGGGAGUGACAUCGCACCCCGCUCUGACGUGCAACUUCCGAGGCAAAUGAAAUGCAGCAUUUGUUUAAAGACUUGGCUUCCUUAAGCACACGUCACAUUCCCUUUCACUGCUGUCUUUACAUACCCCUCUUAAAGCAUUUAGAAAUAAUUAAGAUGUCAACAGUACUCAGUUUUCAGACUGAAUACAGGAAGUUAAUUGGAUGAGGAGCUGCUUUUUCCAGUACCGUAGUAGGAAGAAAAUUAAAUCAAAUUGAAGAAGACCAGAAUUAUUAAUGUGCGCAUGAAAGAGGAGAAAUUUAAUUUAAUCCCUCUUGUGUAAUGAACAAAGCCAUGUUUCUGUUUCUUUAUAGUGCAACUGUUAGAAAUUACGGUAGAUUCACUUCCAUCUUCUUUGAAGCCAGUACACAUUCUUUUCUACCUAAAUUGAAUCUGUAUCUUAAUGUUAGCAAGUGUACUAUCUGUACUAAAAAGCUUGCCGAUUUGUAAGAGACUCACUUUAUUUGAGAACUUCAGGCCGCUAAAUCCCGAUAUAGGUGGGCUUACUUUUGCAUUUUGUCCCUGUCUUUUUAAAGCAUAGUCAUGCUACGAAACAAUGUCUUAAGGCCAGUAUGAACGUUUGAGUUCAGUGAUCAUGUAAUCAGUUUGCACAUAAAAAAUGGAAAGUGCAAUAGAACCAGGAUAAAUCAUGAUACAAAUGAAGUAAGCAACAUGAAUGUCCACUAAUGCUUCCCACUACGCUGAAGAAAUUAAAAAAUGGCAAAAGAGAAGAAGCAUUAGAUCUGUGUGAAGUGUCAAGGAAUAACGUUCCUUAUUUUCAUGCAUGAGCAAAUUAUACAAAUCCCCAAAACUUCCACUGCCUGUUUGUUUUAGGUCUGACUGGUGCUUUCUCAGUUACUUUUAUAUGAAUCCUGUCUGGGGCAAAAACCUUCUUACCUCAGUGAACCAAAUCUUUACAGUGAUUAGUGGAUAAAAGUGUAUGCAUUAAUUUAGCCAUCCCCAGGGCUGAAAUACUGAUGUUUUGUCAAAGCCAUUGGAGUCUCCAAUACUUACAAGGUUGUGGUACUACAACACACCAAGUUUAAGGGAUCUCUUGCCCCCAGAUUGUCGCGUAUAGACACUUGUAGAGGAGCUCUUGGUGUUGUAUUUAACCACACUGGUUUAGAGCAAUUUUUAUAUACACAGGGUUAUGAAUUUACAAACCAUGAUCCUUUCCUAUACCUGGUAGUUUUAUUAUUCACUACUAUUAUUUCUGUAUGGGACGCCAGUGGUAUCUGAUAAAAUGUUGUUAUAUUGUGACCAGGGAUGAAAACACACAAUUUACUGUGAUUUAUUUUAAGGCUAAAACUAUUUUAUUCCCUGAGAGUGAGGUAUAAAGAAAACAUUUCCAAGUCAUCCUGGUGCACUAUGGUAUAACUUGGGCUAAGGUAUAUGACUUUAUUUUUUGAAAAGAGCCCUCUGCUUUAGCAUAGUGCUAAUGCUAGUCUGCACACAGCCUUAUUAAGAAGUACACAUGAUAAACUUGUCACAUGUUACAUGACAAAAAACCAAAAAAAACCCACUAAAAAUUGUAAAAAUGUGUACUGACAGUUUGAAAGCAUUUAGUUCAUUUUUAAAUGUGUGUUCUUAGUGCUCAUUCACAUCACAGAACCUUCUUUGGACUUGUGUUUCUUUGUUUUUUGUCUUUUUUCUCUUCACUGUAAGUCAUUUUAACACAUUUUCCAUAAUGCUGGGAACACACAUCACUAUCAGUCAAUGUAAAUAUUUUGUAAAUCUAACAUUUCUGCAAGAAGGACAAGUGUGAGUGUGCGUAUGCAUGAUUUAUAUAUACAGUAUUAAUGAGUAUAGUAUACUCAUGAAAGCAUUCAACCACUGUUUGUUUUGUUUUUGUUUUUUUUUAAAUGGAGGGAAAUAGGAUGAAUAUAGUAACUCUUUCAUAAGAUUCAUUUGUGAAAAAUUUCAUGGAUAUCUGAAAUAACCACCAAUGAAAAGGUCAAUACAUUUACAUUGCUGGCUAUUCAUUUAUGUAUGAUAACUGUUGUAUGUUUCGAUUGUCAGUCUUUAAUACAGCUGUGACUUAAAGCAUUUAUUUCUACACUAAACAAUGAAUUGGCGUAUUUUUAAGAAACAUUAUUCGUAAGUGGUUAAUGUUUGAGGCAAAACCAAUCAGUUUGCGUCAUAUGUUCUCAAUAUUCAUUCUGUAUUGAUUCUAUGUGAGAUCAGGCUUUAAUAUCCAACAUACAGUUUGUAGUUUUAUCAUAUCAGAUCUGCAGGACAGUUUCUUCAUUUAAACAUAAACUAUACAGUCUGCAUGUAUGGUUGACGCUGUACUGCUUUGCAGCAUUUGAUUCAUGUACAAUGAGAAAGCUGUAAAGUAUCCAUAAAUAGUCAUUUAUUCUGUAGUAAUGCCUCAUAAUCAUUGAUGAAAGUAAUUUCAGAUUUGUGGAAACGCCAUAGGCUUUUGGUAAAUGUAGUAAAUCUUGUGUAUCAUUUAAGUUGUGUAUUUAUGUGUGAAAUGUUUUCAUAUGACUCUCCAAAGGAUUUGUGAUGUCCCCGGUGACACUUGGUAAAAUGUUGUAAAGUAUGACAAAAGCAUUGAGGACUAUGUCUGUAGGUUUUGUUUAUACUGUACUGUAUCUAACUUUGGUAGUCUUGACACAAUGACUUCACACUGCUGUUUGAAUGUAAAUGGUUUUGUUUUAUUCUCUGGAUGUGAAGAACGUAUAUACACAUAUAUUUACGUACAA